Molecule: messenger RNA, 1784 nt
Organism: Acanthopagrus latus (yellowfin seabream)
Lineage: Eukaryota; Metazoa; Chordata; Actinopteri; Spariformes; Sparidae
Gene: ube2v1
Product: ubiquitin-conjugating enzyme E2 variant 1
Exons: 4
Coding region: 136-576 (146 amino acids)
Biological process (GO): DNA damage tolerance; protein K63-linked ubiquitination
Cellular component (GO): nucleus
Source: RefSeq, a predicted model, not a curated record
UAUCACGGAGCAACUGAAAGUGAAGUAUUGUGUGUUGCAUAGCUGACGCAGGAAAGGCGUCGUUAAUUUUACGGCGGACACGCGCAAAAGAACAUCAUACGUGCGCGCUACCGCUACCGGAUAGUAUUUACAAAGAUGGCGGCUACCGGCGGAGCAGUCGUAGUUCCCCGCAACUUUCGGCUGCUGGAGGAACUAGAGGAUGGCCAGAAGGGAGGCGGAGACGGUAUAGUAAGCUGGGGCCUCGCAGAUGAUGAAGACAUGACGCUAACUCACUGGAAUGGCAUGAUCUUUGGCCCCCCCAAGACUGUCUAUGAGGGCAGGAUAUACAGUCUGAAAAUAGAAUGUGGAGCCAGAUACCCAGAACACCCCCCUCUUGUCCGCUUUGUGAACAAGAUCAACUUGUCCUGCGUACACAGUUCAAGUGGUGUGGUGGAUAUAAAGUCAAUGGGAGCAUUGUCCAGGUGGAAAAACUCUUACAACAUUAAGACGGUGCUGCAGGAGCUUAGACUGCACAUGACGCUGAAAGAGAACAACAAGCUUUCUCAGCCACCUGAAGGCCAGGUGUACAGCAACUGAGGCCCUGCUGUGGUCCCUCCCUGUCGCUCAGACACACACACACGCACACACACACACACACACACACACACACACACACACACACACACACACACACACCUUGACUUCAAACGACACAAGCAUCAAGUGAUCCAAGACUCUCGAUUCCCUCUUCCUUCUUUUGGAACCUCCUAUUGGACAGAGGGAGGGAUGCACAGGUGAACCUGACCUCCUGACUCAGUGCCCAGUCAUUCAUAAAAGUUCACGGUGCAAGACCAGACAUUACAAAACACGAAUACUGUACAUAUUACCAAUGUUAUUUUUUAUUAUCUUUGUGUUCUACAUCCAGAUUGUAAAAUAACAAAUGACCUGAUGAAGUGUACCAUGUGUGUGUGAGUGAGUGAGUGUGUGUGUGUGUGAUUCAGUCAGUCAGUCAGUCACGCUUGUGUAGUGACAGUCCCCAUGUAUGGGUUUUGUGGCAAGGGAUUUGGAUCUUCUACUCGGCAAAUAAACAUACUUCUGUAACCCCGACUGAAAUGUUAAAUGUUGGGAGCGUUUUGACAUCUUGCAGUUUGCUGAAACACAUUCCCAUGACUAAGAAAAAAAAGUACCUCAGACAAUGCUUUGCUUGGUCUCCCUAGGCCAGCUUAUUCCCAAAUUUCCAAGCUUCCACAAUCCUGAUGAUGUGAAUUUGAUGGGCCUUCUUUAAACAAGUGCAUGUCAAGUGCCGGUACAUGGGAAUAUACUGCUACUAGACAUUCAGCGACAUACGUAUCAAUGGGACACUACUGUCUCAUCACUCAUGUUCUCAGACUUGUCUUCUGUGUGCCAUAUGGUUCAUAGCGCUUUGUGAUAGUGAUUGAUUAUGAGCAGCCAGUGGCAGGGGGGUAAGGUGGGGGUGGGGGGCUACAGGUCCUUGUGCUUUCUCUCUCCAGAGAACAGAUUGUGCGCUUGGCACCUUUUCAGGAUCACCACUGCACUGUGGCCUGUGCAGAGCAGGAGGAGCUGUGAUUUAUUUUCUUUGCUGUUUUUGGGUCCUUUUUUGGUUCUUUAGUCUCUGGGCUUACCUGUGUAUACUCCCUGGAGUCAUCUCUUCUCUCAUACAGCGAUUGCCCAGUGAAUGCAAUGUAUUGCUUUGGAUGUUUAUUUUAUAACAGGGGUUGAAUCUAAUCAGGGUGGUGGUGACCUGUUGCAUGGUUUUAUUUGAAUAAAACAUUAUUACUUUUGCA